AAAUUCUUUGUAAACAGUUUUCUCUAACUACAUGUCAACUUGUCACUCAGUCUAGUCCAUACAUGCCGAUCGAGAUACAUGUACUUUCAAGGAAGAGAUCGUCAUUCUGCAAUUCAUUAAACUGAAUAAUGGCAUCCUCAAAGUGGGCAGAGCUUGGUGUGGUACCAGAAGUGAUUGACGUAGCCCCGCCCCUCAGAGCUGAGGUCGUCUUCCCUUCAGGCGUGUCAUGUGACUUUGGGAAGGAGCUUACACCGACACAAGUGAAGGACAUGCCUCACAUCACAUUCCCAGCUGAAGAGGGCGCUCUUUACACCAUCAUCAUGACGGACUGGGAUGCGUCGGAGAGCGUGAGGGAAAUCCAUCACUUCAUGAUGGUGGACGUGUCGAACGGAGACUCCAAGACUGGCACGGUCUGUUCCGAGUACAUCGGGUCAGGGGCACCAGAGGGCACAGGUCUUCAUCGCUAUUGCUUUCUCAUCUACAAGCAGCCAUCAGGAUUCAAACCUGCCGGGCCUCAUCGCCCAUAUAGCCGUGAACGACGGAUCAAAUUCUGCUUGAAGCGUUACGCUGCGGAGAACAACCUAGGUGACCCGGUGGCGGGGAACCUCUUCCGAGCUCAGUACGAUGACUGGGUGCCAAAGCAGAAGGCUGCGUUAGAAGCAGCAACCAAGACUCAAAACUUACAGUUUUUUUCAUAGAGAUUUGCCCAGGUCGUUACAGAUAUCCUCAGUCACGGCGACCAGACAAACACCAAGGGGGUGUUUCACAAAACUUGUCAUCAGUGACAAAUGACAGUUUUUGUUAUAAGCUACUGAAAUCCUUGCUUCUGAUUGGUUAUCAGCAGAUUUGUCACUGAUUUUUGUCAUUUGUCAUUGAAAAAAGGCUUUGUGAAACACCCCCCCCCCCCCCCAGAACAAAAUUGGAUUACCCUAAAUGACCACAGAUUUGUCAGUUUUGAAUCAGUGUGCAUUUGUCUAGCAUUGUGACUGAGGAAUAUAUAGAUGCCAGUUUUGAAAUACAACUUCUGUGUGAGCAGACAAAGGUCAUUUAUACCGAGUUGUAAACCAUUUGGGAAAUAUACAGGAUAAAUGUUCAUGAAAGUUAUGUAAUCUUUUUUUCACUUAUGCACAAAUGAUGUAUCCUUCAUUAUUUUGUAAAUGAAUAAUGAAAGCUCUUCAUGAAGUACUUCAUCACGUCUGAAGGGAACAUUCUAAACUUUCAAAGUGGGACCUCUCUGUCGUGUAAACUAUAGAUGCAUAUUUGAGAUCAAUCGUACCAUGUGUUAAGUACAAACUGGUCUAUAAUCAGGAAUUUAUAUACAAGAAAUUUUAAUAUCUUUUAUCAAUGGAACACUUGUUUUGUAUAUUAAAUGUCAUGGAUUUAUAUUUCUAUAUUGUAACAUUUAGAUAUUUUCUUUUAUGCUCGUGGUCAGUAUAACAAACUUUUUAAAAGUGAAAUUAUGUCAUAUUGAUAAAAUGUGAACAAUUUUGGGACAAAAACAAUGCAACUAAGGACUUUAAUUUGGUGCAAUAUUACCUCAAAAUUCAACAUUCAGUUUAAGGAAUUAUAUAUACACCAGAUUUGAUGUGUUUUCUGAGCAGACUUGAAAUAAUUAAGUAUUAGUGAAAAGAGUUUAUUAUGUGAUAUCAAAUAAUUAAAGGCCUAGUCUAUUUUUCUGCUGGAAGUUGAGAAUGAAACAGAAUUGGAAGCAAUUUAGGUUAGGUACUGUAUAUGGUGAAAUGAAUAAGACUUGAGAUAUUAGUGAACACAGAAUGUAUGUUAUAAAGUGCAGUACUAUUUUUCCAUCGCUUGUGAUAGCAUUGAAUGUUCGAAAAUAUGACAUCAUGAUAUGAAAUAAAUUUACAUGAUAGA
Messenger RNA from Strongylocentrotus purpuratus (purple sea urchin), 1872 nucleotides. Its product is annotated as protein D3. The transcript has 4 exons. Bases 129 to 698 code for a protein of 189 amino acids. Lineage: Eukaryota; Metazoa; Echinodermata; Echinoidea; Camarodonta; Strongylocentrotidae. The record is from RefSeq and is a predicted model, not a curated record.